AAAAAGUAAACUCUGCGCUGGCACCGUGAGAAACGAAGAUGGAGAAAGUUCUGAAUGAUGUGAUUGAUAACUUCCUUGGAGGAAGAUUCAAGACUUGCAGGUCUUUGUUGGAAGGUAUACCAGUUGCAGAAUCGAAGACGUCUGGUGUGGCUCAAUGUCUGGUGGAAAAUAACCUACUUGUCUGCAGUUACAAACAGGAGGAGCUGUUAUCCACGGAUGGUGAACCUGAUGUCUCUAGAGCAAUAGAUGGAUUCUGCGCAAUCACAUCGGUGAUGCACGGUCUACCUUCAUCAAUGAAAUCCCUCCCAGUCGAGUUCGCUGCAUCAUUCAACACCUCGGUAUUACUCCUACAACGAUUAAACUCCAGAGAACUGCCACGAUCCGGCUCAAACCGGAUCUAUCAAGCUGCCACUGAUCCUGCUGAAACCGGUUUGAACCAGAUUAAGGAGAUUGCCCGUACUUGCUUUCAUAGGGUGUGUUCAGCGAUGAGAGUAAAUGAAGACAGAUCAGCCGAGCUACAAGAUCUUCUCAUCAAAAUCACCGGCUUUGCUCACCUACUACCAGCCGAUGUAAUCUCAUCUGUGUUGCUGGAGUGCUGUGUGGCCAGUCUAGCUCACGUGGCCAAUCAUCAGCAUCAAGAUGCAAUACAGAUUCUCAACCAAGCCUUAAAGCUGCAGUCAAGAGCAUCUAGAGGUGACACACAAAAGGUCUCCUCACUUGUGUUACUGCUGAGUCUACAAACUGGUCGCUUAGCUGUGGAUGUUAACGCUCUGCAAGACAAUGGUACGUCUCGCGUCCAUGCUGCAGAUCUAACACAAUUCCUAUUGGUUGUUUGCCUGUUUCAAACUGGCCAAUGGGAAGGCUGCCUUGCUCAAAUAAACAGAGACCGAUCAGGACUUCCAGAACCACUCAACUUGAUUCGAAUAUUUAUCCAAGGAUUUUGCUUGUACCAAGAAGGACAUGUCAAAUCUUCCAUAAAAAAGCUUAUGCCUCUGACGGCCAUUAGGGACUGUGAUGUCAUCUCUAAACGUGUCAAAGUGGAAUCGCUCAACCUGGUUGGCUGUUGCACGGCAACUAUUAACAAAUCCUACACGGCUAGACAGAUAUUUCAAGGAGCGUUGAAGGUUGACUUUUCGUACCUCUGUCCGUUAUACAAUGUCUCCCUCAUUUAUCGCCGUCUGAAACUUCAUGACGCGGAGCUUGAGGCACUUAAUAUUCUUCUUAAGACUCUCAAAGACACAAAGUCAUCCCCAGAUUCUGAUGAAGGAGCUGAUGACAUCAUCUCAGGUUGCCUAGCAACCGCCUCAUUACAUACGGAUGGUUGUUUCAGCUUCAGUCAAGAAACUCUUAGCGUUGGGUUUAUCAUGUAUACAGUGGCAAGGAGGUCCCUGGAUAUCACAAGAUACAGUGAUGCUGUCCAAAGGUACCAGGAGCUACUGAAUGAGGAGGCAGACUCGUUAUUACCCAACAAGUCAUCUACCAGCCGCUUGCAAAGCUCUUCAGGUCUCCCCUCUGUUAGAAAGAUUUAUCUUGAAGCAGCUUUGUCGUUGUACUAUAACAAUAACAUCGACAAGUCCAUCUCACUCCUCGACAAACUCCUCACCAAAAUGGGCUACAAGGGAAAGACCAAACCUGAGCCUCAGCCCAGCCAAACAGAUCGUGCCAGGAGGCAACUGGAGUCCCCAGAAGAUGCGUUGCCAAGCACCAGUAACCAUAGCAACAGUCGUCAUGGAGACAGGGACCACAAUAUGCUUCCUUCGUCCAGCACAACUCAGAACUUUAAAUCGUCGGACGGUAGAAUAUCAAAAUCGACACUGAUGUCAGAAUCGGAAUUCCCUUUCAGAUCCCCGUCUGUGAGAUUUGAGAGAAUCGCUUCAAGACAUUCUGAGGAGGCUGAGAAAACGGAAAAAGUUAAUCAGAAGAUGUACCUUGCGAACGCUCUCUUACUAAAAGCAAACUGUCUGAUCAAGAAGCAAGAGUUACCAGAUGCUUUGCGAAUAAACAACGAGUUACUGAACCAUCUUGCUGGGGUGGAAAGGAAGGAGGAGGAGCGUGUUGAACGACACUCAAAGGAAGACGAUCGUCUUGAGACAGGCAAGAGGACUUCUACAGAGGCGGGGAAUGACUCCCAAAAGAGAAAAAGAAGAAGAAUAGACUCGUUCUUAGAUAAUGGAAGUAACCCAAGUCCUAGCGAAGAAACAAAAGUCCGAAAGCUUGAGCCAAUCAGCAGCAGCCUUCUAGAGAUCAAGACCAAAGCCUACAACAAUAAAGCACUGAUUCUGAUUGGUCAGAUGAAGAAUCCUGAAGCAUUUCAAAUGCUUGUCUUAAGCUUACAGUGCACUCCAGAUGAUGUUGACGCUUUGUACAACUAUGCUCUGUUACUGACCAAGAUGGGGAGAAAGCAAGAGGCAUGUCAUACUAUGAAAAAACUGCUGGAGAUUGAGACUAGUUUAAAGACAUCGCCAUUGUCUAAAUACCUCUUUAACACAUGAUGUUUACAAACAGCCAGUGGUGUAACUGGAGGGGGGGGGGUGUGGUGGUUAGAGGUGGAAGCCCUCAAAAUUAUGUUAAAGGACUUGGGUACUUUUUGUAGGACAAAAAACACAAUGUCCACAGA
Asterias rubens (European starfish) is the source of this 2617-nucleotide messenger RNA. RefSeq lists its product as uncharacterized. Gene Ontology annotation, molecular function: protein binding. Gene Ontology annotation, cellular component: Fanconi anaemia nuclear complex. Gene Ontology annotation, biological process: interstrand cross-link repair. The transcript is spliced from 14 exons. Lineage: Eukaryota; Metazoa; Echinodermata; Asteroidea; Forcipulatida; Asteriidae. Bases 39 to 2492 code for a protein of 817 amino acids. The record is from RefSeq and is a predicted model, not a curated record.